This is a messenger RNA of Callithrix jacchus (white-tufted-ear marmoset), 7568 nucleotides long. RefSeq names its product kelch like family member 36 (gene KLHL36). Lineage: Eukaryota; Metazoa; Chordata; Mammalia; Primates; Cebidae. Gene Ontology annotation, molecular function: cullin family protein binding. The record is from RefSeq and is a predicted model, not a curated record.
CCGUCCGGGCCGCGGGGUCCGAGCGAGCGACAGCGGCGCCCCAGGAGACCCCACCGGCGAGUCGGUGUCCGCAGCGUCGCUUCCUCCCACGCUGAGGUCGAGAGGGAGCUUGGGGAGGAGGCUCCCUGGGAAACCUCCGGUCCGGAUGAGGCCUGCGUCCCGUGUUUACUGGAAGACCUCCUACAGUGACUUGGGAUUGUCACUGUGCUGGCCUUGACCCUUCACCUGCUUCCGGAAAGUGUCGGAGGCUGCUGACGUCCAACACAGGUGGAAAUCAGCCCCCACCCCACCCACUUGCAGGAGACGGCGAGGAGCCUCCGUCCCCGGAAACUCUCUCUAGGGCUGAGAUCUCUUUAAUGAUGGAGGGAAGCAGGCAGACUCGGGUGUCUCGGCCAUACAAGAUCAGCGAAUCAUCAAAGGUGUACCGCUGGGCCGACCACUCAACCACCGUGCUGCAGCGGCUGAACGAGCAGCGUCUCCGCGGCCUCUUCUGCGACAUCGUCCUGGUGGCCGAUGAGCAGCGCGUGCCAGCCCACCGUAACCUGCUGGCCGUGUGCAGCGACUACUUCAACUCCAUGUUUACCAUCGGCAUGCGGGAAGCUUUCCAGAAGGAGGUGGAGCUGAUCGGCGCCUCCUACAUCGGGCUCAAAGCCGUGGUGGACUUCCUGUAUGGCGGGGAGCUGGUGCUGGACGGCGGCAACAUUGACUAUGUCCUGGAGACGGCCCACCUGCUGCAGAUCUGGACGGUGGUGGACUUCUGCUGUGAGUACCUGGAGCAGGAGGUGAGCGAGGACAACUACCUGUACCUGCAGGAGCUGGCCUCCAUCUACAGCCUGAAGCGGCUGGACGCCUUCAUCGACGGCUUCAUCCUGAACCACUUUGGCACGCUGUCCUUCACGCCCGACUUCCUGCAGAAUGUCUCCAUGCAGAAGCUGUGUGUCUACCUGAGCAGCAGCGAGGUGCAGCGGGAGUGUGAGCACGACCUCCUGCAGGCCGCCCUGCAGUGGCUGACGCAGCAGCCGGAGCGCGAGGCCCACGCCCGCCAGGUGCUGGAGAACAUCCACUUCCCGCUCAUCCCCAAGAACGACCUCCUGCACCGCGUCAAGCCGGCCGUGUGCUCGCUGCUGCCCAAGGAGGCCAACUGCGAGGGCUUCAUCGAGGAGGCCUUGCGCUACCACAACAACGUGGCGGCCCAGCCCGUCAUGCAGACCAAGCGCACGGCGCUGCGCACCAACCAGGAGCGCCUGCUGUUCGUGGGCGGCGAGGUCUCCGAGGGGUGUCUGGAGCUCAGUGACGACACCUGCUACCUGGACGCCAAGAGCGAGCAAUGGGUCAAGGAGACGCCGCUGCCCGCCCGGCGGAGCCACCACUGUGUGGCGGUGCUGGGGGGCUUCAUCUUCAUCGCCGGCGGCAGCUUCUCACGGGACAACGGAGGGGAUGCAGCCUCCAAUCUUCUUUAUAGGUAUGACCCCCGCUGUAAACAGUGGAUCAAGGUGGCCUUCAUGAACCAGCGCCGCGUGGAUUUCUACCUUGCCUCCAUCGAAGACAUGCUUGUGGCCGUCGGUGGCCGGAAUGAGAACGGAGCACUGUCUUCAGUAGAGACGUACAGUCCCAAGACUGACUCCUGGUCCUAUGUGGCCGGCUUGCCAAGGUUCACAUACGGCCACGCAGGCACCAUCUACAAAGACUUUGUGUACAUCUCAGGGGGCCACGACUACCAAAUCGGCCCCUACCGCAAGAACCUGCUGUGCUACGACCACCGGACGGACGUGUGGGAGGAGCGGCGGCCCAUGACCACGGCACGUGGCUGGCACAGCAUGUGCAGCCUGGGCGACAGCAUCUAUUCCAUCGGGGGCAGUGACGACAACAUCGAGUCCAUGGAACGCUUCGACGUGCUGGGCGUGGAGGCCUACAGCCCGCAGUGCAACCAGUGGACCCGCGUGGCACCGCUGCUGCACGCCAACAGCGAGUCGGGCGUGGCAGUGUGGGAGGGCCGCAUCUACAUCCUGGGCGGCUACAGCUGGGAGAACACUGCCUUCUCCAAGACCGUGCAGGUGUACGACCGCGAGGCUGACAAGUGGAGCAGGGGCGUCGACCUGCCCAAGGCCAUCGCCGGCGGAUCCGCCUGUGUCUGCGCCCUAGAGCCGCGGCCGGAGGACAAGAAGAAAAAAGGCAAAGGCAAGAGGCCCCAGGAUCGGGGCCAGUGACCCCGUCGUCACCUCCCAGGCCCCUGUAGACCAGCAGCGACUUCUUAGAAUUCCGGAAACAUUACGUACAACUUAGCAGCUUUUUUUACUUUUAUGAUUCUUGGUAUUUCUAUGAUAUCACAGUAACCAAUUAAAUACUAUCUAUAACUUCACAUAAUCUUGCUCGAAUAACUAACCCUGGGCCCAGGCAGUGAGUAACCCCCUUGUACCUUUGCAGGUCUUUGUCCCAUGUUGCCAUUCCUCGUUGGGUCCUUGCUCACCAUCCCCCUGAGAGUAGCUGGCACUUGGGUUACUCAGAAUUUUUUGUAGUGAAGCUUGCGGCCUCAAAGGGCUAUAUAUCUUAGAUCACCUAGUCCAAGCCUCCCCAGACCUGGCUCAGCUUUUAAGAAUACUGAUUCCUGAGCCCCCUCAGAAUUAUGGAAUCCAGAACCACGAGGAGCAGGGAUGGGCCGUUAAAAUACAGCCCAGAAACUGUAUUUUAACUGGUUCUUGGAAUUCUGGGCAUCAGCCACAUCUGGGAAUCACCAGCAAAGUCAGGUGUGUUUGUUUUAUGAGUGAGAGCACAGAGACUCCCAGGAGCGUGGGUGGGUGGGUGGGUGAGGGAGUGAGUCAGUGACGGGGGCCACGAAGCUCCCUGGACCGUCACGUGAGCUGUGGCAACUUCCCAGCAGGGCGCCAUUCUCCAUAGCAGGUGAACGUUGCUUCUGAAUAAUUCCAGCUUUCCUCAUUGGAAACCUUGAAUUCUAAAAGGUUACAGGCAACCAAGAGUGAAAAUAGGUGUGAAGCUCUUUAUAAAUGUUACUCUGUAAUUGGUGUAUUCUUUUCCUUUGGCUUUCUUUCUUUCUUUUUUUCUGAUCUCACUAUCUUGUAUUACUGAUGUACUCAGCUCCCCAAAUCUGUUUAUUUCUCAGCAAAGAAAAAGUGAUCGCUACAGAAUUUGUGAUUGUUCUCUGACUUUAUCUUGAGGCACUGUGUGGACCCCUGAGAAGGCAGUGGAGGUCUCCCCCCAACUCCCACGCCAGGUCUCGCCCCAGUUUUCUGCUGCUAAGUAGUUUCACGCUGCUGGGCAAAUUCUUGAAAAAAUAGACCUGUUUCCUCGUUCAUCCCCCUUGGCCACAGGGUUAGAUGAAAUACCCUCCAGGCUCCUCAGGGCGUCAGGGCUCCUCGACUCUGAGCUGUUCAUACCCUGAUGGCGUCCCUUUUAGGGUGCACUGACUCCUAGAGCUAGUAUCUGUGUCGCUUGCCCUUUAGGAGGGCUCUGGGCUGCCCGAGCGGAUGAGAAAUGCGCAGAACUGUGGGAGGUUAGGAGUGUGGUGCGUUUUAAGCAUGGGCCAAGGAAGGCGUGAAUCAGCUGAAGGCAGAGAUCAGAAAACCUCAGGAUGUGCUUCAUCUUCAUUCCCAGUCUAACACGUCUUCCUGCAGACAGCUCUGGGAGCAGGUAUCAAUGUCUCUUGCCCUUUAAGAGUGCUUUCAGCUGGCCAAGUGGAUGAGGAUCAAGUGUUCAGAUUGAUACUAGACAAGGAAAAACGUUAACAUUUAUUUCCGUUUCUUCUGCUUCUUUACUGCACCCGCUUUCCCGUCUCUACAGGGUUUACUGUGUUUCCAUUGGUCUGUUUCUGUAGCCUUACAGGAGAGAUGAGAGCAUUUGGGGGACCGAAAGCUUCGAUAGCCAAGUGCCUGCCCUCCGUUGCGAGUGAGGUGAGCAGUCUGCAUAUUUUGCUAGCUAGUCAUUUGCAUGUGACGUCCCUGGAGGCGCACAGACUAUUGAGAGGUUCUGCAAGGCGUACAAACAAAGCCAAAAGCUGUGAGCUCUGGAGCUCUGCAGCGCUGCUGUGUGAAAGGCUCUGAGAAGUCCUGCAUUCAUUUACCCUUCCAUUAACCCAGCAUUGCCAAACUUCUUGGAGCCUGAAACUCUUUUUUGUCUCAUAUCUAGUCCCAGGCCCCCACAAAACAUGUUUUGCAGAACUGCCAACUGUGGGAUAGCCCACCUCCUUCCUAUUCUGGAAAGGUUUUACUGCUUGAAGUCCCUCAGAAGGCAGGGGAGUGGUGCACACAGUCUCCUCCCCCGCUCAGCCUAGGUUAUGAACAAAUGGGUGGUGGUUUGACCUGAAUCUCGGGCCGCUGGGGAAAGCACAUAGAAAGACUCCGUGAGUGAUUUGAGGAGAGGAUAGCUUUGAUCCUGGGGAGCGGAGAGCCGCUGGUUUUUAGCCUAAGCCAGCUCUUCUGUGUUUUGCUUCUGGGACUUGUCCCUGGAGAUGUGUGAACUGCUGGCUCCCAUUCUGAUUCUCUUGUGCCUCAUGGGUUACAUGUGACAUCCUGUGCCUAAAAUUUUAUGGUCUCUCCUGAGACUGUUAAGGGGGUUUAUAAUUUACAUGGCCUGGAAUCUAAUAUGAAUAGGGCUGGGAGCGCUCCUUAGGAGAAUAAACCAGUUUCGUCUUGUGGGCCAACUUUCAAUAUUUGUUGGUGACUACACUGUAACAAGAAAGGUUUUUGAGCUUGUUGGGGUCAAUAGAUGGGCACAAGAGUGCCACGUGUACCUGGGGCAGGGUUUUGUUACUUGUGUUUGUAAGUUGAAAAGUCACUCUGCUGUGCAGUCUAACUGAAAAUGGACGAGACCACGCUUGGGCAGCAUGGCAAAAUCCCAUCUCCACAAAAAAAUAUAUAUAUAAAAGGUUAGCCAGGGAUGGCGGGACAUGCGGCAGUCCCAGCUACUUGGGAGACUGACGGGGGAGGAUCACCUGAGCCUGGGAGGUUGAGGCUGCAGUGAGCCACGUCAUACCACUGCACUCCAACCUGGGUGACAAAGUGAGACCCUGUCUCAAAAAAAUAAAACGGUGCUUAACUCCGACGGGCAGAGUUUGGGCUGUACCUAUGCAGGGGCCAUUUGAACUGCACAGUCACGAUAGCAGGCCUUCAAACCAGAGUGACGAAGGCACAGGCUCCUGCAGGCUACCAUUUGUAGAUGGGAAGAGCCACGCGUGUCACCGUGUUGUUAAACCGUCCCUGCUUCAGGCUGCUCUGCGGGAAUGUUGAGGACACCUGUAUCUUUGUUAUUUUUUUAAAUCUUUCAAAAUACGCCUGGCAGGCUUCUGUUUAGGUUUGGGCUUUUCUCAUUUCUCAAGAAUUAAAGUUGUAACUUCAUGUGAGUUGCAAGUUUGGGGUUUGGUCCUUACCCAAGUUGGAAAGCUGUUUGCUUAAGACAUAAAUGUGUCACCCUAACAGAAGGGAGAGAGUUACAGCUGAUGAACCCUUGUUGCUUAUAGAGAUCUUUCUGCUGUUUAAAAUGCACAGAGAUUAUUUUAUCAACUUACUGUACUUGGCAUGAAAUUGGUAUUUUUAUCCUUCUGCCAUUUUAUUGAGGCUACCAAGUGGGACUUCAGACCUUGCUCUGAGCAGAACCACGUGUAUAUUUUUACUGAGUGCCCCACUCAUGAUAAAGUGACCUCAUGGAGACCCGAAAACUAACCCUUAGGGGUGUUCAGCUUUCAGGUGGGCACGCAAAUGAUGAGGGGGAAGUGGGGUUCAUCCUCUGAGGUCCAGGGUCCUACUUUGUGAGCUCAGGUGUGUUCACCUGUGGUUCAGUGUACCUUGGCUCCUAAGCCAAGUGACCGUUCAGUGACUUGCAGCAAUUGGGAAGUGAAAGGACCUCUGCCGCCACCAACCUUCGUCCUUCACCCUAGUUCUCCGUGGUAUAGCAGCAUCUCACGAGCCUUGUGGCUCUCAGAGUUUGUGGCUGGAGCCCGCCCACUGGUUCCCAAACCUGGAGAGGCAGGUGCAGAUGAGGUUUGGACCUCCUGUGUCUCCAUGGACUCUCAGUGCCUGGGAGGGGAGGGAAGGGCGUGGCAUCCUGGCCUCCAGGAUAAAUGCCUGGAGUAUAGGGCAGCGCCGUGGGCAUGUGCAGACCCUGUCCUGUGCCUCUGCCAAGCCUGGCAGUUUUAAGAGUUUUUUGAAAUGUUUUGAUACUUUUUGAUACAAUUCGCUAAUAACUGUUUUGUAGAAUGCCUGCCGGGGUUUUCCACCUCAUCCCCUUCCUCCAGCCCCUUGAUUUGUGCUGGACAACAAAUGGCCAGUGGUCUGCACUAGGACCUCGCCUCCUGUGGCUUUGUCUUGGAUCUUGCCCUUUGUUGCUGAUCCAGUACAGCUCUAGAAUGUCCUGAAUUUGCAUGCAAAGUCGCAUGCGGCCGAUGGGUAUAACUGUCUCAGACCCUCAGCUGAUUUGCUGAGAGGAAACCUUAACUCCCUUGAGAGGGUCUGGGUUUCUUCCAAAGCUCCUACCUCAGUGGUGUGCACAGAGUUGGAGAGACACCUGAGGGCUGGUCCAUGUGUCACCUUUGCCAUACGGGUCAUUUCUUGAUCAAAUAUAUGACUGGGGUCCUGGUUUACUCCCGUCCACCCUUUCUUUUAAAGUAUUCUUAACAUGAAAUCCACAAAAGCAGAAACAGUGAACCAUUCUUGCACUUUACAGAAUCAUUGUCUUUAGCUUUAGAAGUUGUUAAUUUCUUCUUGUUGUUUUUAACAUGAAUAGUAUGUGUGGCUUCAGAAGGUGUGGGGGGGGUCUCAAGAAAUUGUCCUUUGCAUCUGGGCGCAGUGGCUCAUACCUGUAAUCCCAGCACUUAGGGAGGCCGAUACGGGUGGUUCACCUGAGGUCAGGAGUUUGAGACCAGCCUGACCAACAUGGUGAAAACCUGUCUCUACUAAAGUACAGACAUUAGUCGUUCCUGGUGAUGGGCGCCUGUCAUCUCACUACCCGGGAGGCUGAGAAAGGAGAAUCGCUUGAGCCCAAGAGGUGGAGGUUGCAGUGAGCUGAGAUCGCGCCACUGCACUCCAGCGUGGGUGAGAGCGAGACUGUCUCAGAAAAAGAAAAGAAAAGAAAUUGUCCUUUGGUUGCCUUAGUUACUAGAGUUGAAUCAAUGUACACAUUUGGUAUUGGGGAACGGCGGGGCAGGGGGAGCAGAGCAGAUAGAUAACCCCCUUCCUUGUCUAUUUCCUUUGAGAAAAGAGACUCCACCUUUUCCAAGUGACUUAAAGCCAUCUUUACAGAUAGCUUGUAAUGUAAGCAAGGAGUCAUGUCCUUUGGAGGGAUUGAGGUUAAAUCAUCAACCACAAGCCCCCUUUCAAAAUCAACGAGAUAGUUGAUGAUUGUGAUUAAUUGGGUAUGUUCUGACUGCCGACGUCACUGAAAUCUGCCUUCGUGUGUGUUUUUUAAUUUGUUGCUUCUGUAUUUCUGAUUUUAUGACAUUCGAAGUUAUUCUGUGUCUUAACUCUUUUUAAUUAAUUUUCUGCACGUUGCUUUUUUUCUGUUUUUAAUUCCAUACAGAGUAUUCAAUUCUUGAAACACAUUAAAAUAAUCUGCUUGCUAGA